Cylicocyclus nassatus is the source of this 4285-nucleotide messenger RNA. The record is from the annotation of a GenBank genome assembly. NCBI's taxonomy places the organism in Eukaryota, Metazoa, Nematoda, Chromadorea, Rhabditida, Strongylidae.
CGCAGAGUGAUCGCGGCGGCCGGCUCGCUCAGCUGCAAAUCCAAUCGCGCGCCGUUCGGCUGCCGCCCUGUUGCCGAUGCGCGCUUGACCCCCCUCAUCGAUAAAUUAUUACUGCUCAUUACUCGUCGUGUCUCAUGUCAUGAAGAAGCGCUGACAAGCGAUGUCAUCGUGGCUGCCGACGCUUCUCGAACGAAACAGUUCGGAGCCGCGAGCUCGGCUCGAGCUCGGCCAGGAGCUGCUCGAGCGACUCGGACAGUCGCGACUGCCCUCGGACUCCAAGACGAUCAACGAGUAUUGCGAUGUUCUGUUUCAAUGGCUGGCUGCGAGUAAUUUCAAGGUUUCAUUACUGUCUUUGGAAAUCCUUCAAGCAUCUAUAGAUGUCUCUGGUGAUGUACUAGCACCAUACCUCCUUGAACGGGUCACUAGCUUGGUUGAGAGGCUGGGAGAUAGCAAACCUCAAGUACGGGAAGCCGCAAGUAAUCUACUGGUCGAUCUUGCAAACAUACCUCAUAGCAGUCAUGAGAGCGUAUUGGAGCGAAUGUCUCCUGGAUUUCAACACAAGCAGUACCUGGUUCGCAUUGGCACGAUGGAGGUUUUCGUGCGGCUUCUCGACGAAAGCCGCAAUGAACUUGAAGUGCAAACGAAUCGACUUGUGCCUACGUUGUGCAAGCUGAUGUCGGAUCCGAACGCUGAGGUACGAGAAGUUGCCGCAAAUACGCUAGCACAUGUAAUGUUGGUUUUGGGAGAAGAAGUCGGGACAACUAUCCGAAACGGACGACUUAUAUCGGAUAACAAAAUGCAGCUCCUGAUGCAACGUUAUGAGACUGCUCUUCGACGCAGUUCAUGCCCGUCAAGUGCUCCAAGGCCAACUCGUCCAGCUCGACGCUAUCAACCUCAUUUGCGCAAUGCCUUUCGUGAAUGGUCUGUAUAUGCAAUGAAUACGGAUAUUCUUGACGCACCCACAUGGGUCAACGACUCGUUAGAUAAUGCGCUAUCUAUGUUUCGUGUACCACAACAACCAAUAGAUGAUGGUCAAGCUGAUCAAGAAAAUCAGGUGCGAUCUACACCGGUGCUAGGCCGUGGAUCAAGUAUGCCGGCACCUAAACGCAUACCACCAGCGUUGCGUGGUUCCGCUAACUCUGCGGGAGUCGUGACUGAGGAUGAUUUUCGGAAGGCGUUCACGCAAGUUCCAAAGUGUGAUAUAUAUUCUGCGAAGGAAUUGCAGUCACAGAUGGAGUCGAUCCGACAAGUUCUUGAGAACACUCAGCUAGAUUGGUCCCAGCGCGUCAAUUCUUUGAAAUUACUUCGUUCAAUCUUAAUCAAUGGUGGAACGGACUUUGAAAACGAACUUUUAUCUGGUGUCCAUUCAUUAGAGGAUGCACUCAUAACUUCGGUCAAAGAUUUGCGGUCGCAAGUUUGUCGCGAAGCUUGUAUAACAGUCAGUUUUCUUUGCGAGAAACUCGAAGUAUCUAUUGUACGGUUGUGUGAAUCACUGUUACCGGCUACCAUCGGCCUCAUCCAGAAUAGUGUCAAAAUCAUGUCAUCUUCAGGCGCUACAGCUUGUUAUUUUAUCAUUAAGUACGUGGAGCAUCCGAAGCUUAUUCCAAUUGUUCUAUCCUAUAGUUCUUCGAAAUCUAAGGAAAUCCGAAAAAUUGUGCAAGAUCUUGUAAACCAAAUGCUUAUGAUAUGGACGCCGGCUAAGCUCGACAAAUCUCUUGGCGGAAUUAUCGACUGCAUCAAAGCUGGCAUCAGUGAUGCGGACCCACAUGCGCGUGCUUCUGCCCGAAAUGGUUAUCAGCAAUUGGACCAACACUUCCCACAUCAGGCACAGCUACUUUUCCAGAGUUUGGAUCCAACCAAGCAGCGUUCAUUAUCUGGAGCCGUAUCAGCUGCGUCGUCCUCUCAGUCCAUCAACAGCGAACGAGAUUCGUUGAAUAUGGCACAUAGACCCAAUGCCCUGGGACUGAAUAGACCAAAAACUACAAAUUUCUUUGCUGGUCGCUCUGCUUCCGAAAUAGAUGCGAAUGCUGUACGACGAGCUGCAGCUUAUACUCCAGCUAAAAGUAAACUUGCCGGAUCGAUAGCAACUCGUAACACACCAUCGGCGCGACCUGCUGUGGCUUCGCGAUGUGGUAUCCCACCUGCGAGGCAAACACCGUUGAAGACGAACAACUCCGUCAAUCCUCCUGGCAGUGUUUCACAACCUGGAUCCAGGAGCACAUCACCCACCCGUACAGGCGCCAGUCGCCGGCCGGCUGCUCCAGUGGCAUCCACUCCUUCAGUCAUGUCAUCAAGUCGAAUCGGCAUUGGAGUUGGUAGAGGACGGCAGAUUGGGACAAGAGAAGCAAGUCCAAGGCGAUUCAGUGGUGGAACUUUAAAUCGUGGAGGAAGCACCAAUGGUCAUACGAAUGCGGACACACGGCAGUUGUGCAAUGCGAUUAGGAACUUCUCAUUCACUACUGACGACGACGAGUUCUCAUUGGGUGUUAUGAGGUACGACCAAGCCGGUCUCACGGAUGCAUUGAAUGCUUGCACGUCUUCGAAUCUGAAUGAGAGGAAAGAUGGACUGCGGUCAUUAUUAGAAAUUCUCAAGUCUCGGCGCAAUAUCCCCCCUGCAGAUAUAAAGAAGAUUUGUGAUGUUUUGAAUAAACUUCUCACCGAGGGAAAUCAUAAAUUAUUGUCCAUGGUGAUGGAUAUACUAAACGUUUUUGUGUCAUCCUAUCAUGACAGUCUAGGAGAUUGGUUGCAGUUCCUUCUGCUCAGGCUUCUGCACAAAAGUGGUGUUGAAAUCCUUCCUACGGUUGUGCAACCUCUCAACAUGGCGUUGAAAGCAGUGCGCACUACUUUCCGGCCAGAACUUCAGCUAAUAGCCAUUUGUAAAAAUAUCCAGGAUCCCAUCCAAACACCGCCGGUGAAGGCAAAAGCUGCUACUUUGAAUUAUCUGCAUGAAUUACUGCAAGGAAUGGAACAAGGAUCAAGUCUUAGUAGAGAUGAGAUCCGCGGAGCAGUGCAGAAGAUUUUCCAGUGGAUGGAGGAUCCAAAGAAUGUCUCUAUCAAAUUGGCCUGUGAACGUGUAAUAUACGACUUCUUUUCGCUUAACACCGCAGAUUUUUCAACCAUACUAUCAACAUAUCCUCCACAAUGGAGGGAGUUUGCGUACAGCCUUCUCAAGAAGAAUAAGCCUAGCGAAGGCGGAGCACCAAGGUCACCUGCAGCAGCGCCUCCCGUUCACGAAGCUAUCUCGGACAUGUCUGCUCAAAUUACCGAUUACGUGGACAGCCGAGGCAUCAUGGCGGCUACACACACGCCUCCAGCGAAUCUGUCCCCGUCACCAGUGAAUGUUUCCCAGCUGCUGAAUGGAAGCUCAUCUAGGAAUACAUCGACGGUUUCGGACUUGGAUGUAAGCCUAGGAAUCGGUGAAAUCGAGUCUACUAUGUACUUGAAAGAUGAUGUGCAACUGCAGAACGAAUAUAUUGCUAAGUUGCUGAAGGAGCUUUCCGUUUUGGAUCCAUUCAGGCGAAACGAGCAAAAUCAAGCGCUUCAAACUCUACAACAAAUGGUUAGCGAAGGCUCAUUGACAACGUGGGAGGAGAACUUCAAGCCGCUUAUCCUACACAUCUUCAACGUACUAGCAGUCAAUGAUGUUACCCUGAAGCGUAAUGCCUUGAAACUGCUCACAAAAAUCUGCGUGGCACAAGCGGUGAGCUUUUACGAUUUGGCCGAGAUGACGCUAUUCAAGGUGCUUGACUCGAUAGCCGAGGAAGAAAAUCCACAAGUCAUGAAUGUUGCCGAUGAAUGUUUAAAAACGUUGGCUACACAUUUCCCUUUGCAUGUCGUCAUUCGAGCCACAAAGCCUAUAAUCGCUCAAGAGAACGAUCCUCGAGUUGGUCCCGCGCUCAAGAUGUUAACUCGUUUGAUCGAAUCGUUAGAGGCUGAUGAGUUGACGGCUAGACUACCAGAAAUUGCGCCAGGCGUUGUGAACUGCUACUCCAAUCCUCAGUCUAGUGUUCGAAAAUCGACAGUUUUUUGUUUGGUAGCGAUGGUGAACAAAUUAGGAAGAGAGCCAGUGAAUCCGUACCUCUCAUCUCUAUCAAAUAGCAAAAUCCACCUACUCGAAACCCCACUUGCUGACCGACAUUCGCUUUUAGGGAUCGAAGUUGUAUCAGUUACUGGUGCAAAUUACCCUGAUAAUGGUUCCUCAACCACGAUCACCCUUUCACUGAGCUAUUCGGCGUAUCCCGUUAUCUCAUCAAAAGAACAACUUGUGCGGGACUAUUUCAUUUAG